AUCAUUUAAAUUGAAGUAAAAAAAAAAAUACCACAUUUUCGGUUGUGCCCAGAAAAGUAGUAGAGGAGAAAUCUUCCAAUGGGGAUACUAGUUCUGGGGCAUACUGACAACUCAUGGGGCCCCCGGGCAAUAGGGGAUCAUGGGGCCCCUGUGUCCUUGCCCACACUCAAAGCACACCCAUAAAAGCCUAUAAAAAAGGUGCCAGGGGCAUUUCAUGGGGCCCCCUACUGACCCUGGGCCCUCGGGCAGUGCCGAGUGCUCAAAUG
Molecule: messenger RNA, 266 nt
Organism: Staurois parvus
Lineage: Eukaryota; Metazoa; Chordata; Amphibia; Anura; Ranidae
Source: the annotation of a GenBank genome assembly